Messenger RNA from Cottoperca gobio, 4343 nucleotides. It is a transcript of the gene nim1ka, whose product is annotated as NIM1 serine/threonine protein kinase a. Gene Ontology annotation, cellular component: cytoplasm. Bases 1160 to 2599 code for a protein of 479 amino acids. Gene Ontology annotation, biological process: intracellular signal transduction; protein phosphorylation; microtubule cytoskeleton organization. Lineage: Eukaryota; Metazoa; Chordata; Actinopteri; Perciformes; Bovichtidae. The record is from RefSeq and is a predicted model, not a curated record. Gene Ontology annotation, molecular function: tau-protein kinase activity; ATP binding. The transcript is spliced from 10 exons.
UGGACUCCUCAGCCCGCCGCCGAUUGGGCGUUGCACCUGCCAAACAAGCGGAUUUCAUUCACAACAGACUGAACCGGGGAGCAGCUGCUGCAUAACCAGUGUCACCGGGCACCGGAGAAAGAUGAUUUUACAGCGAGGUCCGUAAAGCUUGUCGCCACGGGCCCAAUGAAGAGAUCCACCCAACAAACCUCUUUGAAGCGCUGACGGUGAAUAAAAUGCAAACUCAGAUGGCUCUUUAAAGCAGGAAGAAGGAUCCGCAGACACAUAAUUGACUGUCUUGUGAGUGGGGACCCAUGCUUGGCAAAGCUGAUGGUGCUUUCUGAUGAAGGGCUGGCUGUUUGCAGACUUGGAAAAUCUGUUUGUGGUGGCGGUAGCAGCAAUCUAAGCAAGGCCUCUCCCCAGCAACAUUUUCCAGCUCCUCCUUGGGGAUCCUGAGGCGUUACUAAACCAGAUGAGAUGUAUAAUCUCUCCAGUGUGUUCUGGGUAUACCCUGGAGUCGCCUUGGACGUGCCCGGAAAACCCCCUAAGGAAGCCUUUCUCUAAGGGUUGUCUCACAUAAUGCUCCAUGGUUGCUCCCUGACGCUAUCAUCUGUUCAACCUCUUUCCUCCAACCCCCCAUCAAGCUCCUCUCCCCUCCCCCUCAACCUGUGGCCUAUUUAUACCCUGGAGACUCAAAAGAGCCCGAUAAAACUCUGCAGACCUCUUCAGCAAGAGACAACAGAGAGCAUGAAUCCAAUAACGUACAGUAGAUCUAAUCUCCAACCUCAUCACCGUUUCUUCGACAGCUACACAUAAGGAACAUUAAGGCUUGGACUACUGGAAAUUCUUGAAAUGCAACAAGACUACAACUGCAACAUGCCUCAGAUGACAAACUGAUAUAGCAGUGUGAAGAGGACAGUUUUGCAGCUGCAACAGAUUUGGGAAAUUCUGGAUGCAACUUGUGCUCUGGUUCACAGACUGGAGGUUCUGUACCAUUUCAUUGAGAUAAAGGAAAACACUCAUUCAUAACAUUUGUUUAUUGACUCAGUUGUUUAGAUAGCUAUGAUAUUUGGGCCAAGACACUGAAAGAAUUUACCUUCUAAAUGGCUUACACAUCUGAAGUCCUUCCCCACCCUCAGCCAUGAGCUAAGCCAUCGCCACCCUGGGCGUCCCUUGCAGGAUGACUGCUGUCUGCCCCUCUGAGAGCAGUCCAGAAGGGGCUGAAGCUGGGACUGGGACAGCAGGCUGUAGGGGGCGGGGGGCAGCAGGCACCGCUGGGAGCAUCUCAGUUUCUGGGGCGGAGACCGGGGAGUCAAAUGGAGACUCUGUCGGAGGUUCAGUUGGAUGCACUGGCGGCCAAAGGUACACUCGCUGCAGCCGCCAGGACAGCUCAGACAUCAACACAGAUGAUGAGGGAGCCACUAUCCGCCGCCUCACACCACUGGAAAGGCUGAACCUGGAUAUGUGCCAGGAUGACAGAGUGGUCCGUGAGCUAACAGUGGGAAGAAGAAUCGGCUUCUACAAAAUUCGAGGAGAGAUCGGCUGUGGAAAUUUCUCCCAUGUCAAGCUAGGAAUCCAUGCCCUCACCAAAGACAAAGUGGCCAUAAAGAUCCUAGAUAAAACCAAGCUGGAUCAGAAGACCCAGAGGCUGCUGUCCAGAGAGAUCUCUAGCAUGGAGAAACUGCACCAUCCCAAUAUCAUACGGCUCUAUGAGGUGGUGGAGACGUUGUCACGGUUACACCUGGUGAUGGAGUACGCAGGGGGAGGGGAGCUCUACACAAAGAUUACUACAGAGGGGAAACUUUCUGACACUGAUAGCAAGAUCGUCUUCGCUCAGAUCCUCUCCGCUGUUAAACACAUGCAUGAAAACAACAUCAUCCAUCGUGACCUGAAGGCAGAGAAUGUCUUCUACACCAGCAGCUCUUGUGUCAAAGUGGGGGACUUUGGCUUUAGCACGCUGAGCCACCGCAGUGAGACACUCAACACAUUCUGCGGCUCUCCGCCUUACGCAGCCCCUGAGCUCUUUCGGGAUGAGCACUAUGUUGGCGUCUUUGUAGACAUCUGGGCCUUGGGGGUGAUGCUGUUCUUUAUGGUAACAUGCACCAUGCCGUUCAGGGCAGACACUGUGGCCAAACUGAAGCGCUGCAUCCUGGAGGGGGCCUACAUCCUGCCCUCGUGGGUGCCAGAGGCAUGCCAGCGGAUGAUCAGGGGAAUCCUCCAACCUAUACCAUCUGACCGCUGUACAGUGGAGCAGAUGAUUGGCUGUGAGUGGCUGCUCCCUGUGGACUUCCCAUGUGCCAUGGAGCCCUUUAAACUAGACCCAGCCUACCUAGCAGAGAGUGAUUCAUCUGAACUCGGAGAGGAAGAGAUGGAGGUAAAAGCAGCUCUGGAGACGCUAGGAAUCACCUCAGAACACAUUCUCAACAACCAGGGGAAAGACUGCAGGAGCUCCAUCACAGGGGUCUAUAGGAUCCUACUACACCGGGCUCAUAAGAAACGAGCUGUUGAGAGUAUGCCUGCCGUCACACAGGUAGUGAGACCAAAAACAACAAGUAAAAAGGAACGGCUAAAAGUGUACCGUAGUUUAAGGCACACAUCUAAGCUCUGUGUGAUUCUGUGACAAAAUGCUCUGCUUCGCUCUGAAAAUGUAUGACUUAAUAGUCUGGGAUGAGGUUGCAUGGACUUUAUUAGGAAUAAAAAAACAUGCUUUUCAGUCCAGCAGUUUAACUUUAAAUUGUGAUAUACAACCCCACUCAGCUCCUGAAAUGUGGGAUUUCUUCCUUUUAAUAUAUUUCUUCUAGUAAGUAAUAUUAGUCUCUGUGAGAAUGUUGCUGCUGGUGAAUCAUUAUUGUCUCCUUUAUGACAGGGAUCUGUAAUACUUUUGGAAAUGUGAUGAGAUUUAAAGCGUUUAUUUAGGUAAACAUAAUGAUGAUGGCAUACACAACUUUGGUAACGCUUUAUAUUAAGGUAUAUUAAGAUAAGUGUUAUUUAAUAGAUAAGAAGUCCUUUAUAAUAUUCUUAUUAACAUGUGUUAAUAAGACUAUAUAAGUGUUUAUGGCAUCAUAAACAUGCUUAUUGUUAAAUUAUAAGACAUUUAUAAGUACUUAAAAGAAACAUGUUAGCAGUUUAAACUGCUUGAGAAUGUUAGUAAAACAAUUUAGUUUCUUAUAAUUGUUUAUACUAGCAUUACAAACACAAUUAUUGAAUUUAACAAACUUAUCUAUGUCAUUGACUUUUACUAAGCUUUUUUUGUUGCUUCAUAAAAGUAGUAACUAAAAGCAGCUAACUAUGGACACAUUAACAGUUAACUAUGCUUUUUGCAGCUAUCGGAUCUAAAGCGAAAAGAAUGCCUUGUAAGGGUAAUAAUAUCUGUAUCAUGCACUUAUUAAGAGUUGCAUGCAGGGCAUUGUUUUUUUUGCUUUAGAUCUGGUAGCUGCAAAGUUGACUGUUCAUAAAUGCAUAAUAAAGUAUGUAUCAAUAUUAAUAAAGAAACAACAAAGCUGAGUGAAGGUUUAACAAUGACUUAAUAGGUAAGUUAGUUCAACUCAAUAAAUGUGUUUGUAGUGCUAUUACAAACAAUUCUAAAAACAAACUUGUAAAGCUUUUAUUGACGUUCUUAAGCAGUAAAUAAAUGGUUCAACAGUUUCUUAUAAGUGCUUACAAAUGUCUUAUAAUCUAACAAUAAACAUGUUUAUGAUGCUAUUAUUAAAAUAUUAUAGUCGUAAUAACACAUAAUAAUGUUAACAAGCAUCUUACCUAUUAAUGCUUAUUACAAGGACCAUAAAAUGAAGCAUUACGACUUUGUAUUUGAGUCACACGGGCCAGAUAUUUAUAGCCCACACCCAUUCUACGCUUAGUUUUGCUGGAACAUCAAUAACCCCUAUGAGACUCAAUGUAGCAUAAAUCUUAAGGAAAAUAUUUAGAAAUCCAUUACAUUAGGCUGAGGUGAUAAAGUGGUGAAACAUGCAGUCAGUACAUGAUAUAGGGUGUCUUUAAUGUUUAUUUGCACUUUUCUUCGAUGCCUUAGUUCUCUAUCAUGUUAUGAAAUCAGCCAGACUGGUUUCAUUACUCCUUAAUGUUUGUGAUGACAUUAAUAGAGAUUUCACAUCUUACUUUCUUCUCUAUGAGAUGUUCCUGCUGUAAGACUGAUUGACUUGAAUGGCCUCACUCUAUUUUUCUGUGGCCUGAAAGAGCCAAUAAAUAUCAUUGAACUUCAAAUACCAACCACUAAAGUUGUUCAUGUGGCAAAACCGAUUAUCAGUUUUGACCUCAGACAGUUUCGGCAUGAGUUUCAGUAAUUAAUUUAUUUUUAAUUAUCUGAUGCCAUUUUCAUGUUUAUGUUUUGAAUUAAAAUAAAUAAAACA